AUGUUUUUUGAAUUGACAAAACCCUAAAAAUCCAAAUAGAAACGAAUUAUUCCGAAUCAGUCCGAAACAAGCGGAUUCCAAAUUAUGCGAAUUCCGAACCCGGUCCACCCAAUUGGCGCCGAAUGCCAAUUUACAGUUCAAGCUGGUCACUAAAUCAGCGUGAUCAUCCUCCUUCAGGCGAAUCAGUGUAUGCAGGAGACAAAGUGACGGCUAUGGCUUCCAUAUCAGAAAUAGAAGACCCAUCACCGAGCAUACACAUACCAGAGGAAUGGUCUGAGGCCGCAGACACCAUCGCAUAUGAUUCCACCACUUCACCUCCUCCUGUCGCCUUAAUCUGUGGCGCUAAGAACUGUGGCAAGACCAUCUUUUCUCGUUAUCUCCUCAACAAUCUACUCCAGAGAUAUAGAAAGGUAGGCUAUUUGGAUACAGAUGUUGGGCAGGCUGAGUUUACUACUCCUGGCUUUUUAUCCCUCACGGUGGUUGACAAACUAACCUUAGAUUUGACCAUUCCAUGUCUAAAGACACCUGAAAGAUGCUUUUUCUUUGGAGAUGUUUCUUCAAAAAGAGAUCCAGCCAUGUACCUGAAAUACAUAUCAAUGCUGUAUGACUACUAUCGGAAGGAGUACUGUGCAUUUAAUAAUGGUGAAUGCCCUACAAAGGCCGAAUUGCCUCUUGUUGUGAAUACACCUGGCUGGGUAAAAGGUGUUGGUUAUGAUAUAUUGGUGGAUAUGGUGAAAUUUAUUGCUCCUACCCAUGUAGUUAAGAUAAACACGUCUUCUGAAAGAAAGAAUCUACCAGCUGGAGCAUUCUGGUUAGAUGAUGAUGACCCUGGUGAGGUUAAUCUAAUUGAGAUCAGUUCAAUUCGUCAAGACUCCUUUAGCAGAUCGACACUAGUGCAAAAGGAUGCACGCCUUUUGAGAGAUUUACGAAUUAUGGCUUAUUUUAGACAGUGCUUUUCAAGUAGUUUGAAUAUCACAACAAUCAAGGAACUUGCGGGUGCUCUAGCCUCUCACCCUCCUUAUCAAGUUCCAAUACAAAGUAUCAGGAUCAGACAUCUUCAUUGCCAGGUUCCUGAUACUGAAAUCUUCUACAGUUUGAAUGCAAGCAUUGUUGGUUUGGCAGUUAGUUCUGAACAGUUCGAAAAUUUACCUUGGUGUGUUGGUCUUGUAACUGGCGUUUAAGCAAAAUUGGGAUCAGUGUAGAGGUGAUGCUGGCGUCAUUUGACCUGGUUGAUAAAUGUCCAAUAUCAAAUUGAUAGAGGCUGGCACGGACUCAUAUCAGAAGUUCAGUACACUAUGUUUUUCAUUUUUCCAGAUAUCACCUAGGCAUUUUAUUAGGUUUUGAUAUAUACACUUCCAAAGUUGCUUGUUAUUGAUAUUUCUUGGAAAUCUGUCGUAGUGGUCACUAUAAGCGUAAUUUAUUGACAUGUAAUUUCAAAUUAGCUAUGUAAACAUCUAUUCUUUCCAUAUAUUGUUCCCCAAUAUGGACUAUCUCCUUCAAAAUUAAGCUCAGGAAAUUCUCAUCCAUCAUUAUGAACACCCAAUUAUGGGUUUUAGGGUUUCAGGAUAGGGCUGUUGAAGAACAUCAUGCCAAUGAGACAACUUGCAAAAACUAGAGAACUUACUCAUUUAUAUUGUCAGACUGUAUAUAAAUGAGAGAAAUCCACUGGAAAUGGACUUGGUUGCAUGGAUUACAGCAGUCUAUUGUAUUCAAAAUAUUCUCUCUUCCAUUUUUUCAUGGUUGUAAUGAAUUA
Molecule: messenger RNA, 1753 nt
Organism: Jatropha curcas
Lineage: Eukaryota; Viridiplantae; Streptophyta; Magnoliopsida; Malpighiales; Euphorbiaceae
Product: Pre-mRNA cleavage complex II protein family
Biological process (GO): cleavage in ITS2 between 5.8S rRNA and LSU-rRNA of tricistronic rRNA transcript (SSU-rRNA, 5.8S rRNA, LSU-rRNA)
Cellular component (GO): nucleus
Molecular function (GO): polynucleotide 5'-hydroxyl-kinase activity
Source: RefSeq, a predicted model, not a curated record